Molecule: messenger RNA, 1261 nt
Organism: Mycena citricolor
Lineage: Eukaryota; Fungi; Basidiomycota; Agaricomycetes; Agaricales; Mycenaceae
Source: the annotation of a GenBank genome assembly
UUAGGGGUGUGCAUCACGUGCAUCGUGAACCUACUUGAUUAUGUAAGCGUGUUCCCAAAUAAUCCCCUACAGCGCCAACGUCAACGGCACAACUGCUUGUCCAGUGCCCUCCAACUCUACAACCUUUCUCGAGCCCAAUCAUGGAAGACGGUACGGACAUCGCCUUCGCCUCUUCGCCUUCAGUAUCAGCACUUCAGUAAUUACCGCCUGCGCUCUUUUCACCUACGACGUCUUGGUUGUGUUGCGGACAAUUGGACGACGUGUAAACUGCAUCGCCUCGCCUGGCUCGCGGCGUCACUUUCAUGUUCGACGAGACGCAGUCACCCAAAACAGCUGCUGCAUAUGCUCUGCGGAUGCAGCGCGGCGCUUUGGUCGGCACUGUCUUUCAUGUUUUCCUGGCUUUCUUCGACUUUACUAAGAUAUGAUACGAUACUCCGACUCGUUUUCUCUCACUUGCGCCUACGACCACCCACUUCUUCACCAUUCCGCGGAUCUUAUGUCAAUAACGCCCUACUCACACCUGCCUACAGCCUGGCAGUCGCAAGAUUCCGCUACGACUGGGAUCCACUUUCCCGCUGAGACGCCGCUUGCCGAUGGUGGUGAAACGUGGGGUGCCAACGGCCGGGACCGUGAUAGUCGUGAUGAACGCGACGGACGGCGCGGUCGCAGUCGCAGUCGCAGCCCUGCGCGCGAGAGCGCUGGACAGAACCCGGGCAACAACCUUCACGUGUCUGGUCUUAGCCACCGACUCGAGACCCGCGAUUUGGAAGCUGCGUUCGCCAAGAUUGGUCGCGUUCAAAAGGCGUCGAUUAUGUACGACCCUCACACCCGUGAUUCGCGCGGCUUUGGAUUUGUGACAAUGGAGACUCCGGAGGAAGCUGAUGCCGCGAUCGCGUCAUUGAACGGAACUGAGCUCGCGGGGAAGACUCUCAAUAUCCAGAAGGCUCGUCGCGGUCGUGCUCGCACGCCGACUCCGGGUCGUUACUAUGGCCCUCCCAAAAGAGACGGUAGCUUGUGUUUCAAUUCCAUCCUUCUUGGCUUGACGUGCUUGGCAGAUGAGCGCCCGUACGACCCUCGGCCAUACGACUCUCGGUACAGUCGGGAUAAUGACGACCGCCGUCGCGGAGGCCUCUAUGACGAUCAUCGUGACAGACGUGACUACGACAGACGCGACUACGACCGCAGAGACGACUAUCGUGGGCGCGACUAUGAUCGCGAUGACAGAGACCGCAGGAGCCGUUACGAUGAUCGCCGCUACUAA